This is a messenger RNA of Salvia hispanica, 1882 nucleotides long. Its product is annotated as Outer membrane OMP85 family protein. NCBI's taxonomy places the organism in Eukaryota, Viridiplantae, Streptophyta, Magnoliopsida, Lamiales, Lamiaceae. Gene Ontology annotation, cellular component: outer membrane. The record is from RefSeq and is a predicted model, not a curated record.
UCAGCCUUCAUUUCCCUAGAACUAGAAAUGCCGCCCCGCCGCCGCUAAUCGCCGCCGCUCAUUUCCCUUUCUCCACUCCACAUUCCACUCCCUCGAGCCGCCGCCGCUCCUUCCAUGGAAGCCCACCCCGAAUCCGACCCGAAAACCCCCAAUCCGGACUACGAAGAAAUCGAAGACGAUGAAGCCGACGAGGACGACUCGGAGCUGGAAGAAGACGACGACAAAUCGAUGUCUCCGGAUGCCCGGAUGCGGAGAGACCGCGCCGACAUGGACUCCCUCUUCAGGCGCCUCUCGUCGGAGCGGGUACCCGUUCGGGUCCACGACAUAGUCGUCAAGGGGAACAAGAAGACGAAGGACUCCGUGAUCGAGGCGGAGGUGGAGCAUCUGUUCAGGGACGCCAACACCUUCCAGCAGCUGCUGCGCGCCGCCGGCAUCGCGAAAUUGCAGCUGCAGCGUCUCGGGAUCUUCGAUUCGGUUAGCAUUACGCUCGACGCCGGCCCGCCGGAGCUGCCCGGGACGGCGAAUGUCGUCAUUGAUGUCUCCGAGGGGAGCUUGCUCUCUGGGGAUUUCGGCGUUUAUUCCAAGCCUGAGGCUAGAUCGUGGUCUCUAGAAGCUGCAGCGAGACUGAAAAAUCUGUUGGGGUAUGGAGAUUUGUGGGAUGGUUCACUGGCUUACGGUUGGGGUCAGUCGUUGGAAGUCAGCUCAGGGGUGGCUUUGCCCAGAUUCAAAUCGAUUCCUACUCCAGUAUCUGGGAGGAUAUCUCUGCUUUCCCAGGAUUGGUUGAAGUUCUCUUCCUACAAAGAACGAGCGCUUGGGCUCUCACUGAGUCUGUUGUCAACGGGGAACCAUGACAUAUCUUACAAUCUCUCUUGGCGGACUUUAACAGAUCCAUCUCAAAUGUCUUCCUACACAGUGAGGAGGCAGCUCGGACAUAAUCUGGUGUCAGCGUUGAAGUAUGCAUUUAAAGUUGACUACAGAGAUUCACCAAUGAGGCCAACUAGAGGGCAUGCUUUUGUUUCCACUACUCAAAUUGGUGGCCUUUUUCCUGAUUUACGGAGCUUGCGCUUUUUCCGUCAGGAGUUUGAUCUUCGUUAUGCUAUCCCCCUUGGAUUCUAUCGGGCUGCAUUGAACUUUGGGAUAUCCGGUGGCGUUUUGCUUCCAUGGGGGAGGGGAUCUUUGAGUAGUCCCACGUAUCUGCCUGAGAGGUUCUUCAUGGGAGGCAACACCUCACCAGUCUGCUCCUUGAUAGGACCGACAUCAAUUUUAGGUUUCAAGUCGAGAGGAUUGGGUCUCGCUGAACCUAGACGAGUUACCAGAGAUAACCCAAAUGAUGGGAGCCCCGAUGAUUCUGGAAUCGAUAAUGUUGGCGGAGAUCUUGCUCUCACUGCCUUUGCAGACCUUUCGUUUGAUCUACCUCUGAGCGUUCUUAGGAAUGCCGGCAUCCAUGGCCACGUCUUUGCUUGCACUGGCAGCCUGAAUAAAUUGAGUGAGAAUUCAUACAAGGAAUUUUCUGUUCAGAAAUUUAAGGAUUCUUUCCGAAGCUCUGUGGGAGCUGGACUUGUCGUGCCCACUCAGCUAUUCCGCAUGGAGGUAAACUACUGCUAUAUCCUGAAGAAACAAGAGCACGACAAAGGAAAGACCGGUGUACAGUUUUGCUUCUCGUCUCCAAAUUGAUUUCGUGUUUUGGUAAGUGGCGGCGGCUCUGCAGAUUUUGAAUUUGAGUAAAUUUGUCUUCUUCAUGCCCAACAAUAGACAGCUCUGAAACAGUUUCUUGAUGCAGCUAAAUUAGAUUCAAUUAGACCUUUUCUUGAGUCUUGACCAUGGAAAAAACAUUUAAUUGUUGAUUUAGAAUAAGAUGAAGCUGCAUUACUUUUUUUGAUCA